CUUCAACUGCCCAGCAACAUGCUGUUGCGGUGCCCGCUGCUCUCGCUGCGGCUGCCCUCAGCAGGGCGGGCUGGCCUGCGGGCCACGCCUUCGGUGCUGCAGUGGUGGUCUAGCAGCCAUGCACGAUCCUUUGUAGCGGCCAGGCCAGCGGCAGCGGCGGUGGAGGUGGCGGAGCAGGCGAGCACCAGUGGUCAGCAGCAGCCAGUGGAGGGCCCGGCUUACCGCGCCUACAUAGACUUCAAGUCUCUGAGAGACAAUGUGGAGGCAGUGGCGGCCAAUUGCCGCAACCGGCUAUCGAAAGCCGACCCCCACCUCGUGGCCCGGCUCUACGAGGAGUAUGUGGGGGCGCAGCAGGAGACGGACAAGCUGCGGGCGGCACGCAAUGAAAACAGCGGCGCGAUGAAGGGCAAGCUGGAUCCGGAGCAGCGUGCGGCGCUGAUUGAGCGGGGCAAGCAGAUCAAGGAGGGGCUGGAGGGGCUGGAGGCGCGGCUGGAGGCGCUGGAGGCGGAGCUGCAGCGAGAGGGCCAGCGCCUGCCCAACAUGACGCACCCAGGCGCGUGCGGCAGGCGGCAUGGCAGCCGAGUGGCCAGCGAUGAGCUGGCUGGGGCUCCUUUCUCGACUGGGCAGUCGCAAUGCCACGUCCCCAUCGGCGGCGAGGAGGCGUCGGCGGUGCUGGCCACGGUGGGCCAGCGCCCCGCCUUUGACUUCCCGGUGAAGGACCACCUGCAGCUGGGGGAGGAGCUGGACCUGAUCGACUUUGAGACCGGCGGCGUGGUCAGCGGCGCCAAGUUUUACUACCUGCGCAACGAGGCGGCGCUGCUGGAGCUGGCGCUGGUGAACUGGACGAUGCAGCGGGUGGUGGCGGCGGGGUUCACGCCCAUCAUCACGCCCGACCUGGUGCGGGAGUCGGUGUUCGAAAAGUGCGGCUUCCAGCCGCGCGCCGACAACACGCAGAUCUACAGCGUGCAGGACAGCGCCAUGUGCCUGACGGGUACCGCCGAGAUCCCGCUGGGCGGGGUGGCCAUGGACCGGAUCCUGGCCGAGGCGCAGCUGCCGCUCAGGAUGGCCGCCUUUGGGCACUGCUUCCGCACAGAGGCGGGGGCCGCGGGGUCGGCCAGCAAGGGCCUGUACCGGGUGCACCAGUUCAGCAAGGUGGAGAUGUUUGUGGUGUGCACGCCCGAGCAGAGCGAUGCGGUGCACCAGCAGCUGCUGGAUCUGGAGGUCGGGCUGUUCUCAGACCUGGGCCUGCACUUCAAGGUGCUGGACAUGGCCAGCCAUGACCUGGGGGCGCCUGCGUACCGCAAGUAUGACAUCGAGGCCUGGAUGCCCGGUAUGGAGCGGUACGGCGAGAUCUCCUCGGCCUCCAACUGCACAGACUACCAGAGCCGGCGCCUCAACAUCCGGUACCGCCCAGCAGCCGACGAGGCAGCAGCAGAGGCGGCGGCGGCCGCGGGCGGCAACGGCAAGGGCGGCAAGAAGAAGGGCGGCGGCGCGCGCAAGGUGCCCACCCAGUUUGCGCACACGCUCAACGCCACCGCCUGCGCCGUGCCGCGCAUGAUUGUGGCCAUCCUGGAGAACUACCAGCAGGCGGACGGCACGGUGCUGAUCCCGGAGGUGCUGCGGCCGUUUAUGAUGGGGAUGGAAGUCAUCCGGCCCAAGAAGGUGGCUGCGUGA
Molecule: messenger RNA, 1674 nt
Organism: Chlorella variabilis
Lineage: Eukaryota; Viridiplantae; Chlorophyta; Trebouxiophyceae; Chlorellales; Chlorellaceae
Exons: 8
Coding region: 19-1674 (551 amino acids)
Biological process (GO): mitochondrial seryl-tRNA aminoacylation
Cellular component (GO): mitochondrion
Molecular function (GO): ATP binding; tRNA binding; serine-tRNA ligase activity
Source: RefSeq, a predicted model, not a curated record